UUAUUGUCAGAAGAAAGUCAUGCCCAAGUCAUAAUGAGAUUCCGGGAAUUAGGCCGGUUAGAGGAAGACGUGGUUAGCUCCUUCGGGCGGUGGAUACCAAAGAGGAAACGCACUUUGGAAAAACUGGAGGAACUAGCAGCCAAAUUACACGAGCAACACAUAAACGUCAGUAAAUCGACCAUAGCAGGUGCUUCCGCGAGCACCCUAGGAGGAAUCCUAGCGAUAGCGGGCCUGAUCGCCGCGCCCUUCACUUUUGGGGCCGGGAUUGUGGUCUCCCUUGUUGGUGCCGGAAUCGGAGGCGCAGGAGGCCUGGUGAUGUCUGUUUCCAAAGUAAUCGAGAUAACCCUCGCAAAGCUAGGAUUGAAAGAGGUUCAAAGAGCCAUUGACGAGGACAAGGAAGCUUGCACGCAGCUGCAAGAAAAAUUGGAAAACCUUGAGAGGUUCAUCUCCAACCUAAGAGAAAUAGAAAGCAAUGGUUUUGAAUUUCUUCACCAACUAGUCGAAAGGGAGUUUACGACUUCAACUGAGGAGAGAAUCGAUAUCUCCGCGUGCGUUUUCGUCCGCGGCUUCGGUAGGGGCUGGAGCUUUCGCUGCUGCUGGUGCCUUCGCGCGAGCUGGGGGUUUGGCGGGAGUGCGCGUGGCCAAUUUAGCUGGAGGAAUUGUCGGCGCCGUGCUUUUACCUCUGGAUGUCUACAUGUUGGUGAAAUCGUCUUUAGAGGUACAUAGAGGCUCGACCACGCAGGCUGUGAAUGACAUCAGAAAGUUAAUAAGCGAAUUGGAAUGCCCAGAGGAAGAAGAUAUGCAGAAGAUGGUUCGGAGAUUCAUCGCCGAGAAGUUAAUUGAGAUCUUUAAUGAUGGGGAUUCCAACGAAGUAUAAAAAGACAACGGUGAUGACUACAGAGAAGCCAAAACUGUAGCGAUAUAGUAAUCAAAGACGAACGUCAAUAGCGAUUACAA
Molecule: messenger RNA, 957 nt
Organism: Pocillopora damicornis (cauliflower coral)
Lineage: Eukaryota; Metazoa; Cnidaria; Anthozoa; Scleractinia; Pocilloporidae
Product: apolipoprotein L3
Source: RefSeq, a predicted model, not a curated record